This is a messenger RNA of Trypanosoma brucei brucei TREU927, 6579 nucleotides long. RefSeq lists its product as hypothetical. The transcript has a single exon. The record is from RefSeq and is a predicted model, not a curated record. Lineage: Eukaryota; Euglenozoa; Kinetoplastea; Trypanosomatida; Trypanosomatidae. The coding region runs from base 1 to 6579 and encodes 2192 amino acids. Gene Ontology annotation, molecular function: protein binding.
AUGAACUUUAGGAAACUAACAAAAUUUUGGAGAAGGCAAACGAGCCAGGUUGAUGUUGUCUCGGGGAGUGAAAAGUGUACAAGCGGUGAUUAUUGUGAUACAUUCGUUGGGCUUUUUCGAGGACAGCAGGGGAAAAACUUUGUUUCGUCGCUAGAAAGCGGACAAGCUGCUCUUGAAUAUAUUAAAAAUGUUACGGAGCGAGGGCAGAUGACCAGCGGCACCCUCUCAUCCUCGACAGACGACGAGCUGAAGCGAGAACGCGAAGAGACCCUCGUUGCUCUUGAGUUAUGUGUGAUUACGCAUCCACAGUUUGUCAACACAGACGUGAACUCCAGCAACAUUGAGAGCGGGGAAAGCGAGGGAGUUUCUCCUUCAACCACCGAGAAGGUUGCACACGAGGCUGCAACGAACACUACUGGGGAAGAAGUGACCAUCACAAUUAGUGAAACAAGUAAUGGUACCGCUGCUGCGAGUGCCAAUACACGCAACGGCGAAGCAGCUACCCCAGUCGCACAUUAUACACAAGAGGAGCGUAGGGCUUUGCUGUACGAAUUGGUCAGCAUCAUGCUUAGCAUUGAUCGUUUUCUUUACAUAAAUAAAAUUAGGGAGGAAAUACAGCUUCAGCACCCCUCAAUGUUGGUGACCCCACCACCCACAACCACCAUCGGUACGGAAUUGCUGGAGACCGCUCCAUCGACGAAUGCCACAGAUGAAAAGAGUGUUGAUUUUGAAAGCGAUCCGUACGUGGCGCCGCCAUCCAUUUCAUCCACUGGAAGGGAGUCGGUACCAGACCUCGCGUCAUGCCAAUCAAACCCAGGCGACCCUGAUGGAGAUAUUUCAAAUCGAAGUUUGAACAGAGCAGAAGAGGUAGUGGCAAGAAUUCAAGCGAUCACCACUUGGAUUGUCCUGCAGAAGGUACUGCGGAGUCAGUUGGAGUUGCACCGGGAAAGAGCCACCCAGCCAAAUAGUCCCACAAUAGAAGCAGGAGCAUCGGAAGCAGAGUAUGUGUUGCACUUUGAAGAACUGUGGAUCGACACGGCUCCUCUACGGUGGGAGCAAGUGGUGGAAGAACUCAAGGAGGCCCUUGGCAUGCGACGGAAGGAAAUUGCAGAGGCCAUUAUAUCUAGUUGGAUACUGAACAAUCAUGCAGGUCAUGAGCUCCUACAGUGUGUUAUGCUGGAAUUUUGUUACGGUGCCAACUUCGAGCACAAGACUGCGGUUGAUGUGGAUACCACACGACCGGAAAUUAUUUUCAUGCCGGCAAUCGGGAGCAAUGACAGUGAUGGUCAAAACCAGUCGCUGCAGCAAACUGAGGCGUUGACUGACACGACUCCCGAAGCACAUGGCGGAGAUGAUGUCGUUCCAGAUGACAUGGUGGAAAAGGUGAAGAAAACAUUCAAACAGUGUAUUGUAACGCCAUGGGUCUGCUAUUUGGAGCAAUCGUUGCAAGUAUUCCAACUGGAGGGGGGCAAUAGACCUGGUAAAGUGUUGGACACAACAAACGUUUCCCUCUGUUGCAUGGUCAGUGCGUAUGCGAUUUGCUCAAAGCACUGGGAGGAAGUGAAAAGAAGGGACAUCUUUCAUUUUUUGGAAAAAUUGUGGUGCGAACAACAUGUUUCUACGCAGGUGGAGCGGAUGAAGUGUGUUAGCACUGGGACAGAGGAAGAUACCAAGCCUGAAAGCGAGGAAGUUGAGUGCGUGGACAGUUGUUCACCGCCUCAGGCAUUGGACGGCGACAGCGAUGGUACUGUUACGGUUGGUCACUGCGCUGAGAACGAUAAAUAUGCUUUUUUGUGUGGGGAUGAGUUCAUAUUGCCAGUGAUGCUGCACGAGGCGUGGGCGACGGUGUUAUGCAUUCGUGCUCAUCAGUGCCUUAACGGCGCUGGCCAGCCACUCUCUGAAGCGGUCAGACAUGUUCGUCGGGCUUGCAGUUUGCCCAUACAAAGAUUUCCCUUUUGGUAUUGCCAAAGGGCUCAUGAAGCUAUCGUACAUGCGUAUGUUGCUGCCGGAAACUAUGCCGGUGCGAUUGAGAUUGGACGAGCAAAUGUAAACAGAAGCGAGCGAUAUUGUGCAACCCAUGGCCACUGCCUUGCUAGCCGGGUGAAUUACCUGGAGUCGUUGCAACUGCUGGCUGAGAUACAGGCUGUGUACCCUGGUAGUACUUCAUUUACCAGCACUGUGCAAACGGUCCUACAACAGGCGGUACUCUGCGAGCAAGCACUGAAGGACGUUUUGCCUGUCUAUAUCAACGGGGUGGCCAGCCGUUAUGCCGCUUUGCGGAGGAACAUCUAUCGAGUGAAGCUCAUGGUUCUAAAGUUAAGUUGGCGUGUUCACUAUCGUCUCGCUGAGGUCACACGCGCUAACAUGUACUUUCACCAGUACAUCCACCUUUUAACGUGUAGAAAAGUACCGGGGCGAUUGGAAGAGCAAUACAACGCGUGGAAAGAAAGGGGGGAACAACUUCUCGGAGUGGAGCACAACUCAGCUGUUUGCUUUUUCGCGCGGGCGGUUGACUGUGCUAAAAAAAUUGUCAGCUCCGUUUCACGGACUGCACCAACAGUGGAUUCCACUGCAAAUUGUGCAUGUUCCCCAGUGACAUUACCGUGUUUGGCAGCAGCAGAUGCCACAGACACCGUGCAUCAGGAGAUAGAACUUAAUAAAAUGGAGGCGGAAGGCGAACGCAAUCUUGCACUUGCCUAUAUCGAACAGGCGGACCACGAAGUCAACGUGAAGAAGCGGCGGCAACAGCUUAGCAAUGCCGUAAACUGUGCUUACGCAGCGCAAGGUAUUUUGCACCGUUGGACAUCAAAAUUAAAGGCUGUCAUCCCCUCUACGCUAAUGAUUGGUGUCGCCUCUGGCAUUGUUGUUACAACCAAAGCGCUGCUUCGUCUCGGACAGCCGCGGAAGGCAGCACUUCUGUUGGAACCACUAAUCGAAGAGAGGUCGAACUCCAGCUCCGUACGGCCUCCGCUCUGGACCAGUGCACUGGAGCCACUUGGUCGCCCUCUCACCGCUGGAGAAAUCAGUGAGCGCACGGCGACAAUGCUCGUAAGACUUAGAGCAUGUGACCUUCAUGCACAAUGCCUCAGCAAGUUUGACGGGGAGCGUGGCUAUCGAGAGGUGGAGCGUGCAAGAUCCUUCUUGAAAGAGUUGAAAACGUGGGCGGUAUCGGUAAUUGCGGAAAGCGCCGUGGUGUACCCUAAGGGGGAGCAACUAAUGGUGGACUCUUCCAUGUACAACGGCAUAUUGGAAUUGUUGCGCGAAGCGAAUGCACUACAUCCAUUACUUAGUAUCACAUGCGGCGAUUCGUUGGUUAGCUUGGGAAAAUGGGAAGAAGCGUUGCAAGAGUACUCUGAUGCCCUUUCCAUCUAUAGCGCCGGUAGUGAGAUGGAUGGUCUUUCCAACCGCCCUGGAGAUGGUAUCAAUGAGUGUCCCUUUACAACAGAUGGUGUAAUGCAGAUUCAGGAGACAACCCGAUGGGGAAAAGACCAAGACCGCAUAAAGAAAUACUUUAAAAUAAAGGAAUCGUUAGUACUAGCGAAGCUCGCUGAGGUGUAUGUUGCACUAAGGAAGCCACUAACCGCCAUUCAUUACUACCGACAGGUGUUGGAGAACUCAACAGAGGUUGGUGACGCGCUGCUGCAAUACAACGCUCGUCUUCACCUCGCCCGCUUGCAUACAGCUACUGGUGAAACAGAUGUUGCGGCAGAGCAGUGGUCCCAGGUUAGUGAACUGGCAAAGGUGUACGACGACGAGGAAAUCAGCCGUGAGACAACUCGAAACAUUAUUGAGGCUCAACAAACCCGCGGUGCAUAUGCAGAUGUGAUUGAGGUUGCAAGAGAACUCAACAAUCUGGCAUCUGCGGCGGAAGGUGAAGAUGCCCUAGAGGACAGAUGUUUCGCUCUCGAAGCAAUUGCUGACGCUCAUCUUCAACUUGGCCAAUACAAGGAUUGUGUUAAGCUCCUUGACGAGCGGGAGAAAGUUGAGGACAAGGGGGCUCAAAGAAAGGGUGAGCUUUUUAACAUGCGUGCACGUGCCCUACUUGGCUCCGGUGCAACACAAGAAGCGGUUAAGGUUCUGGUGAAGUGGGCGCAAGUGGCCCGGCAGCAGUCAAAGUUUGUUGAGUUGGCAAAUGCUAAUGCAUCUCUGGCAGCUGCAUAUGCCACGGCAGGCCAGAUAUUUAAGGCGAAGCGACAUCACCAAGCUGUUCUUUCGGCGCUCGCAGAGGUGCCCGACAUGACACAGGAGCAAUCUGGAACCGCAAUGGAAUCUGCGCGUUGGCUCGUCCACCAGUUUUACCUAAAUGAUGAGAAGGUGCCACUCCUUGAUGAUACGCGCUGCGCGAGGGAAGAGAAGCGACCAAGUGCCAUGAAUGAUAGCUUUUUCCCCUCUUCGCAGUCUGUGAGAAGGUAUGACGUUGUCUCGCCCUGUGUACUGUCCACCGCCUCCGGUGAAGGCAGCGAAGGGGAAGGUGAAGAGAACGAAGGGGACGAAUAUUUUGUUAUGAGUGAAAGCGGUGACCUAAACGUACUCCUACAGGAAGAGGAAAAACACGCAAGGAGACGAUUGAAAAAUAGAAGUGCAAGCCACGAUAACUGCUGUAACAGUUGUAGUAGCGGUGUUUACAGCGGAAGUAGCGAAGGUAGCAGCGAAGGAGGGAAUACCGCUAUGGAUGAAAGAUUCUUGACCGACUGCGAUAAUGGCGAAGAACUACCACUGAACUGCUCGAUGGUUGGCGUCGACAUGGCCUCUGUGCUGCAGCAGGAUGACACGGCUGUGCAUACUCUUGGUGUUAGCCGCGGAAGGGAUGUAACCAACGGAUGCGGUAGUGAUGAGGCUACAAUCACAGAGAAGCCUGUCUUACCUUCAUCUGACCUCUGCGGCUUGUCCCCGUCUGUGUCCCCUCCCGUUAGUAACGUCAGUGGGGAUGCUGCAACCACCAAUGCAACCCCAGUCCUUCGAGGCAAAUUGGCUGACUUGAGGGCAAAACAAACAUGUGCCUCUGUAGCUGAAACAUAUCACACGGACGCAGCAUCUGAAGGCAGCCAUUCUGGUGGAAGUCCCGUCAAUAUACAAGCAGGUGAUGAUGACGGAGCACCGACCGAGGCUCCAACCAGGGAGUUCCUAGACAGAGUGACUACGAAGUCACCUAACCCAGCAGCUGUGCACACAAAGUGCUUUCACCGAGCGCUAGAAACCAUUGAGGCAGCUACUCAACUAGCGUUGAUGACGGUGGCAGGGCGGCAGGGCACCAUUCCCAGGAACCCUGCCGAUGUUAUCGACCUCGCGCUUAUCUCUUUUCCACAUUGCACCUUUGUGUUUUACUUCGCCGAUUUCGCCACACAGCAUAGCGUGAUUAUUCGUCCCGCGUGCAGAAGCUUCUAUCUGGAAUGCCUAGUACACCCGUACACACUAAAUAACUAUCAUUCGGGGGGUUUUCCACCACAGUCACAAAAUCAACAGGAUGGGCACCGGAUGAUACCUGACGAAAACAACGGUGCUACUGCAGACGGCUCCGUCACAUCACCAGACAGUAGCUGUAAGUGGACCUCAGGAGAACACGAACUUCUUCAAUCCCUGCACGAUCUUCAUGCAGAUCUUUGGGAGCCUGUGUGUUUUUUGUUGAAGAGGUCCCAUUGCAGACCCGAUGAGGCGGAGUGCUUGGUUUUUGUUGUUGAUCCCACUUUGCUACAAGUGCCCUUUCCUGCCCUUGUCGGUCGCGGAGACAAGGAAAUACCGCUGGGUCAGCAAUAUACUGUACUCGUUACACCAACUGUGGUGAACUUUCUUAGGACAAUGCAACAUAAUAAGCGACCGACGCUUUUUGGUGCUCCACAGAAGGACCGCAGUGCGUUCCUUCCACAGGGUGUGUCGUCGCAACCGUGGAUAGCAAGUGAGACCACGCUCAAAACCAGCAGCCAGUUAGGGUCGUGUUCAUUUCCGGCCCAGCCGAUUCCGACUGCGCAAGUGAGUGUGGCGUCAAGCAUGGGCUCAGUUGUCACUGCCAGAAGUACCGUAUCUUUGUUAGGGGAGCUGCGCGGCACAUCAAACGACCAUGAUACUGAAAUUGCUUCUAGAGACACUAGCAAUGCUGGCACUUGGACCGUUUUCAGUGGUUGCACGCGUAAGGAGCUUGUGUCCGCUUUUGGUUCCCCCUCUUGUCGAGCUCUGAUGCUGCUUUGUGACCCUGUCGGACAUAAGUUUAAAGUUGCCGAUGGCAUGGUCGGACUUGCCGAUGUUAUACGCGGCAAUCCAUCUCUAUCGGAAACGCUGGAUCUUGUAGUUAUUACAAAUGAGCGCUCAACGAUGACUUCAGUUGAAGAGCCCGGGAUAGCCGCAAGAUUGUGCUUGCAGUACGGUUAUCCGCGUGUCAUCCGUGUGGAUCUACCGCCCGGCACAGGUGUAACCACUGCACACCUGAGACUUUUACACGCGUACUACGAAAAGCUGUCCAUGACCCUCGAGUGGCGCAUGCGGUAUCCCUACGCAUUGGCACUCCGUAUGGCCCAGGAAGAGGCAUUGCGACUUGGUUUCCCACCCACUGUGUGCGCUUCCCUCACGCUGAUUGGAGCAGCAUGA